AUGGCUGAAGAGCAAGCACAACCUGUUACUCAAGCUACAUUUCAAGGCAAUAUUCCCCCACCUCCAAGACUUGAAUUAAAGGGAAAUCUUGCACAGAACUGGAAAAGAUGGAGACAAAUCUGGGACUCUUUUGAAGUUAUGGCCAGAAUUGAUGCAAAUGACCAUAAAUACAGACUUGCUUCAUUCAUAACCUACAUAGGUCCAGAAGCUCUUGAUAUCUAUAAUGGCUUACCUUAUGAGUCUGAGGAGGACAAGGAGAACAUGGAUACAGGGUUAACUCUCAUGGAAAGGCACUGUCUACAUGGUCUAGGUGAAACUAACGUCAUAUAUGAAAGAUACAUCUUCAACCAAAGAUCACAAAUGGAAGGUGAAUCUGUAGAUACCUACACAAACACUCUCAGAACAUUGGCUGCAUCUUGUGAUUUCAAAACGUUACAUGAUGAACUCAUCAGAGACCGAAUUGUGUGUGGUCUGAGAGAUAAUGCAACACGUAGAAAACUAUUGCAAGAACCUAAGCUGACUUUGAAGAGAUGCAUAGAUAUAUGCAGAGCAACUGAAUCAACCAUGGCUCAAGUAAAAGCAAUGUCAAGUGCCCAAGAGGAUAUCCAUGCUGUUCGCAAGAAAUCUAAAACUCCAUGCAGACGUCAACCCCCAGACAAAAGUAAACAUAGUAACCCAAGUAAGAAGAAACAUUCCUCCCGAGUACACAGAGUCGAUGAUCAAUGUGAUGAAUCUGAUAUUGAUCCUACAGAGGAACUGAUGACUAUAGAUACCUGUGAAGAAUCUGUCAACUGUGUUGUAGGACAAUACCCUACUAAAAUCUUCACAACACUUGAAGUGAACUCUCAACCAGUACGAUUUCAGGUAGAUUGCGGGGCUACUUGUAAUGUUAUCUCUAAAAAGUAUCUCCCAGAGGAUACUGACAUGCAGGAUACGUUGGUUAACCUGAAGAUGUACAAUGGGUCCAAGCUUACUACAAUGGGAACUGCUAAUCUCCAUUUACGCAAUCCCAAGAACUCUAAAAAGUAUCAUGGCAAGUUUGUUGUGAUUGCUGAGGACAGAACACCACUGAUUGGAUCCCGUUCUGCUCAACAAAUGAACUUUAUCAAAGUGCUCCAUGAAAAUAUCCUUGAAGUUUCUGAAGAGAAACCUCCGUCUGAGAAAGUCACAUCCUCAACUGGUCUUACAAAAGAGGACAUACUGAAGACAUACCCAGACAUCUUUAGCGAUGAACUUGGAACUUUUGAAGGAACUCAAAAGCUAGAAAUUGAUCCAAGUAUAACGCCUGUCAAACAGCCACUCAGGAGAAUUCCACAUGCUCUCAAGCAAGACCUCAAGACAGAACUCGAACGUCUAGAAAAACGUGGUGUAAUUACUCCAGUUGAUACACCUACAGACUGGGUCUCUAGUCUCUUGAUCGUUAAGAAGCCCUCAGGACGUCUACGCCUAUGCAUAGAUCCUAAACCUCUCAAUAAAGCUCUCAAAAGAUGUCACUAUCCAUUGCCUGUAAUGGAAGAUAUACUGCCAGAUAUUGCAGAAGCCAAGGUGUUCUCUAAAUGUGACUUGAAAGAUGGUUUCUGGCAUAUCGUACUUGAUGAGGACUCUAGUUAUCUCACAACCUUUGGAACGCCAUUUGGACACUUUCGGUGGCUCAGACUUCCUUUUGGUGCCUGGAGUAUUCAGGAUAGCAGAUGA
Messenger RNA from Haliotis rufescens (red abalone), 1695 nucleotides. RefSeq lists its product as uncharacterized. The record is from RefSeq and is a predicted model, not a curated record. The coding region runs from base 1 to 1695 and encodes 564 amino acids. The transcript is spliced from 2 exons. Lineage: Eukaryota; Metazoa; Mollusca; Gastropoda; Lepetellida; Haliotidae.